Messenger RNA from Cynoglossus semilaevis (tongue sole), 1188 nucleotides. Its product is annotated as voltage-dependent L-type calcium channel subunit alpha-1D-like. Bases 40 to 1188 code for a protein of 382 amino acids. The record is from RefSeq and is a predicted model, not a curated record. The transcript has 7 exons. Gene Ontology annotation, cellular component: voltage-gated calcium channel complex; membrane. Gene Ontology annotation, biological process: calcium ion import across plasma membrane. Gene Ontology annotation, molecular function: high voltage-gated calcium channel activity. Lineage: Eukaryota; Metazoa; Chordata; Actinopteri; Pleuronectiformes; Cynoglossidae.
GAUCUCAGGGGGACGUUUGUCGUCUACAAAGACGGCGACAUGAACCACCCGAUGGUCAGAGAGAGAAUCUGGCAAAACAGUGACUUCAACUUUGACAACGUGCUGAACGGCAUGUUGGCUCUGUUCACCGUGUCAACGUUUGAGGGUUGGCCACAGCUCCUCUACCGUGCCGUCGACGCCAACGCCAUAAACCGCGGUCCCAUUUACAACUACAGGGUGGAGAUCUCCAUCUUCUUCAUCAUCUACAUCAUCAUCAUCGCCUUCUUCAUGAUGAACAUUUUCGUGGGUUUUGUCAUCAUCACGUUUCGAGAACAGGGAGAGGCCGAGUUCAAGAACUGUGAGCUGAACAAAAAUCAGCGCCAGUGUGUGUACUACGCUCUGAAAGCCCAACCUAUAAAAAUUUACAUCCCCAAAAACCCAUCGCAGCUCAAGUUCUGGAGAAUAAUCAACUCCAGUCAGUUUGAAUACAUCAUGUUUGUGCUGAUCCUGGGGAACACGCUGACUCUGGCCAUCCAGCAUUACGAACAGUCCAAACUCUUCACCUCCGUCAUGGACAUCCUCAACAUGAUCUUCACCGUGGUCUUCACCAUCGAGAUGAUCAUUAAACUCUUGGCUCUGCGCGCUCACCAUUACUUUAUUGAUCCAUGGAAUUCCUUUGAUGCACUGAUUGUGGUGGGGAGCGUUCUGGACAUAGCAGUGUCAGAGUUCAGUGUAAGUUUGUUUCUCUGGGCAACUGAAGCCCGUUACUAUCCGGCGUUCACCCCUGGACCAGAGACAGAGACAGAGACACAUCUUGGCUCCUCGUCUCUCCUUGAACAAAUCAGACCACAGAGGCUAAUAAAAAAACUUGCCUCCUCAGACGAGGGGGUACCAGAGGGGGGAGGAACUCUCCCCCGUCUCCACACCAUCCAAAGCAAACUUGUACUGUCUGUGGUCUACAGACUGUCUGUGGUCUACAGCCUGUCUGUGGUCUACAGACUCUCUGCGGUCUACAGACUCUCUGUGGUCUACAGACUGUCUGUGGUCUACAGCCUGUCUGUGGUCUACAGACUCUCUGCGGUCUACAGACUCUCUGUGGUCUACAGACUGUCUGUGGUCUACAGACUGUCUGUGGUCUACAGCCUGUCUGUGGUCUACAGACUCUCUGCGGUCUACAGACUCUCUGUGGUCUACAGACUCUGGACCUGA